UAUUCUGCCAGUAGUGAACGGGCCAAGUUGCAUGGUUGCUGCCCUCAGGGGGUCCCACUCCCUAUCUUUAUAACUAAUGACUCAUAUUUGUAUACUGUAGCAUGACGGUUCUUACCUUAACCCUAAUCCCAACGACUCUUACCCUUUCCCGAACCCUAACCCUAACCAUUCCACCCGUUGCGAGGCCUCAACAACACCAGGCCUGAGCUGCACACAGUGAUUCAGUAUCUAAAAAUGUAACAGUGAAGGGGAAGUUGAGGUGGAAAGAACCUUUUAGAGAAGAAAACUGUCACUGACGUGUCACGCUGCUGUGACAUAAGGACAGGUAUUCCCCUGGACUAACAACAUGCCACAUGAUCCCUCAGGCGUCCAUCAGGAGACAGAGACAGUUAGUGCUGUGAGUGGACAGAUGAUGUCCACAGAGACAAGAGGUAGGAGUAGGACGCCUCUGUUGAGUUGGCCGAGGGCAGUAGCUUCAUUAUGGGAUGUCUCGCACCUCGGCUGGUCAAUAAUCACCACAGUGAAGGAGGGAGGCUUUAGUUUAUGGUAUAGAAAUAGAUUUUUAUUAUAAUUAUAAAUAAUGUUUUUACCCCAUUUUCAGAAAAUCUGGUUAUGAAACACUUAGGAAAUCAACGUUGCUAACUCACUCAACCACGCUCACCAUUACUACUGUAUAAUUCAUAAACAUUGUAUUAUUAUUAUUAUUUGACCUGGUUCAAGGUCAUCUAGAGCAUCUCUGUUUUGUGGAAAUAAUUUUGAUUUAUUUUCUUUGCUAAAAGACCACCAUAACAGUAAAAACUGUCAGAAAUCUCACUGCCUAAAAGAAACAUGUACUGUAUCCUAUGACGUCAAGUCAAUAUUCAGUAGUUCAGUUAAUAACACCACGACAGAAACACUACAAGUCCUGUAACAUAUUUACUUGUUAUAACGGAGGACACGCCUCUUAUAGUCAAAGCCCCACAUGCAUGACGUGCAGUCGUCUUUGUUCUGUCUCUCAUUUACAACACGGACCAUGUCCAGAGUGGAGACUUUUAGAGACACAAGCCUUCGCUGCCGGCUGAGGGAGCUGCGCACCGACAUUGCGAUGUCUGUAGACGACACUUUUCCUCUGGUUCAUGGUUUGGCGGACAAAAAUAUCAUUAGUGACCAACAGUUCAAGGACAUUCUAGAAAAGGAUAGAAGAGAAGGAACUCAUAAGGCCAUGUACUCGCUCCUCUCCUGGCUCCUGGACCAGAGCAGGUCCACAAUCCAGGCGUUCUGGAGCAACAUGACCAAGGACUACAACCUGGACAGUUACCCCAGGCUGCAGAAGCUGCUCUCUCACCUGGACACCAGUUCCAGAAGUGGGAAGAAAUCUUCUCGCUGCGACAAAGUUCCUCAAGUGAAGAAGAGGAGCCACGAAGGAAGAGACAACAGUUCCAAAAAGCUCCCACACUAUCAUGCAGAGACCAGUGCCAGUCCAGGAAAGGUGAAAUUAUACAGAGUGAAAAGUGAAGAAGCUCCGUCUUCUCAGCUACCGUCUGGAGACAACAACUUCAAGUUCUUAUGGCUUGGCUUAUCCGAGCUUUCUAAAAGUUGUACUCUGUGUGUGCGUGUGCAGGUCCACUAUAAUGAUGAUGAGUGUGCAGUGUGUAGGGAUGGAGGGGAGCUCAUUUGUUGUGAUGGUUGUCCUCGAGCUUUUCACCUGACCUGCCUGGAACCUCCACUUACAUCAAUACCAAGUGGUUUAUGGCAGUGUGAACGGUGCAGUGGAAAGAGAGUGAAAACAGAGGAAGCCCAGCUACCUGUUCAAUCAUUUGUGACCCUGCCUGAGCAAACAAUUGGCUCAUCCACAAAUUUCGAACAUGACGCCCCCUUCUGCUCAUCACUGACAUCGUCAUCCCUCACAACUGGCUCAACUACUUUGGAACAACUCGGCUGCAAAAACCAAUGUUUUGGUGGAGAAGCUGUGGGUGCUGUGAGGGAGUUGUGUGGAGUUUGCCACCUCGCAGGAGGAGAACUGACUUCAUGCUUGCAGUGUUCAAAGCACUACCACGUCCACUGCCUUUUCUCCAAAGGAAGAUCCAUCUGCCUGUCCUGCUCCAGAUCUUGGAGCAGCUCUGCCGAUAAACAGGCCGAGUCCAGUGGUGUCCAGCUGUCCCCGGUGGUCCAGAGCUCACUCAGCCAUGAUCCCAGCUCCUCGGUCCCUGAGCCCAUCCUCCAUAAGGAUGAACUGGACUCCAUCCUGGCAGACCAGGGCUCCAUUGAUGGGAUCUUACAGUGGGCUUUUAACAGUCUGUCCCGGCCUCUUCCAGAGUCCCACGGGAUUUACCAGUGACAGAGAUGAACAUGCAUGGACACAGAAAACUCCGAAAUAAUCUGGCAUAAUUUCCAAACCAACAGAGUAUUGUUUGUGUAUUUGUACUACAUGUAAAGUGGUGUGUUUAAGUAAGGUAAUUGCCAGUGUGUUUACAGAUUGCAGUAAAGAUAAAAAGAAAUUACAUAUUUUCCGGCACUGUGACUCUGUUAUCUUCUGUUUCACAUUUGGUUUCAUGUGAGCUUGACCCUGCUGUACCUCCAGAGACAGCAGGGCUGGGAAGGGUUAGGCAUCUAAUCUCAUAUCAAACCACAAACAACAAAUGAGCAGGCUCUCAUAACAGCAGAUACACACACACACACACACACGUACAGUAUAUUUGUGCAAAAGAUACAGAGCAUAGUUUCACAUGUGCGUUCACAGACACCUCGUCUCACCGUGUUUGUGUGUGGAUCUGCAGCAGAAUUCACAUUCACACGUUACUCCAGAUGGUUUCAAUACGACGAAGUAUGCACACCGAGUAAUGCCUCUGUUCAACAGGAAUUCCUUGAAGACUAUCACUUAGAUGAGGAAUGUUGUUUUUGUCAUGGGAUUCAAGAGUUUGAGCGCAACUGCCAGAAGGAUGGAGCUCGUCCAGGCAGUGCGCACAUUUUUCUCCCCUUGGUAUUUGGUUGUCAUGGCUGCCACUUUCUACAGUCCCAAAACAGAGGAUGGGAAACGAGCUUGUUCCAGUGUGUGUGUGUGUGUGUGUGUGUGUUUAUUUAUCAGUCAAGUUUCCUAACAGUUCAUAAAACAUCCUGCAUUCUUUAGGGCCCUGCCAGCAUUAAAAGCACAUCUUUUUUAAUCCUGUUGGUGACAUAGUUGUCCAUUUGGUGCCUCCUUUAAUUUGAACAUCAUAUUAUAGAUUAUUACCAACUCUAAACAGGGUUUCUGAAAGCAAGUAGA
Cynoglossus semilaevis (tongue sole) is the source of this 3241-nucleotide messenger RNA. It is a transcript of the gene aire, whose product is annotated as autoimmune regulator. Lineage: Eukaryota; Metazoa; Chordata; Actinopteri; Pleuronectiformes; Cynoglossidae. Gene Ontology annotation, biological process: humoral immune response; regulation of transcription by RNA polymerase II. Gene Ontology annotation, cellular component: nucleus; cytoplasm. Gene Ontology annotation, molecular function: DNA binding; DNA-binding transcription factor activity, RNA polymerase II-specific; translation regulator activity. Bases 962 to 2317 code for a protein of 451 amino acids. The record is from RefSeq and is a predicted model, not a curated record. The transcript has 11 exons.